CAACGACUUGACGCCCUGCAAGGAUAUGCUUCCGGAGAAGCGUGUGUUCAGCGACCAGUCCAUGAGCGGCAAGUCAAACCGUACUUACAUCAUGGGCGGUGUGGUCUUUGUCCUCUGCCUCAUCUUCUUUAUGAACAGCUCUGGCUACGACCAGAGCUUCAGUCAUUCCAGGGAUGAGGCCAAGCAUAUGCAGCCGAUGUCGUUUGCAGAUUGCCGCAAGGCCAAGAUUCAUCGCACUGUCGGCGACUUUCAGAACGGUGGCACCGAGCUGCUGUAUGCUGAGAAGAACCUCAACUCCAAGUCAGUGGUGUUUGUUGUGGGCGGGGGCAACGGCGAUGUCGUUCACGCGAUGACCAACAUGUAUGGGUCGAACAUCUUUGUGUUUGAGGGAAUCCCCAAGCGUUACGAAGCGCUCAACGCGCGGUUUGAGUCUGUGAGCAACGUUCGGGUCCUUCCUUUCUAUUUGUCGGAUGUGGACGAGUUCCGCGAGGUGCCUGUGGAGGUUGAGGACACGGUGGACGCGCGGAGCGCUGCGGACAAGGAUGAGGGCUCGUCGGGCUCUGAGUGGGGCGCUUCGCGCGACAGCGGGGUCAGCGCCAUGUCGAGCGGGAAAUCGUGGACGUCGUCAGGCUCGGAGACUGGAUCUGGAUCGCUGCUCGCGCCGCCGCCGCCGCCGGAGCGCAAGAUGAUGCGUGUCGAGUUCAAGUCACUGCCGUCUGAGGUCCAGCGCAACGGCAUCCACACACUCUCGCUUCUGCAUCUUGACUGCAAUGGAUGCGAGUACGACGUGCUGGACUACCUGACGUCGCACAAGAACCGCGUUGAGGAGAUCCAGUUUGCGUUUGCUACCGAGGAGCACACCGAGGAUGCUCUCACUACGUACUGCCACCUGCAGAAGGAGCUGGCUACCGAGUUCCGCCUCCGGUAUCGCUACCCGUAUGUGUUCGAAUCGUGGGUCCGCAAAUAGAUGCGCCAAUGAAGCAAGUCUUUCACAA
Messenger RNA from Thecamonas trahens ATCC 50062, 995 nucleotides. RefSeq lists its product as uncharacterized. Lineage: Eukaryota; Apusomonadida; Apusomonadidae. The coding region runs from base 26 to 967 and encodes 313 amino acids. The record is from RefSeq and is a predicted model, not a curated record. The transcript is spliced from 3 exons.